UCUUCCCUGUGCACUAGCAUUGAUGCUGGUCAUACAGACCCAGCUGUAUUAAUGGAAGAAAUUGCACAACUGAAGGACGAUCUGGUAAAAACUGAAGCAGCCGCUCGAACAACUCAGUCGAAGUUGGAACGUCAACUGGUCGAGGCAGAAGAGGAUCGUGUUUUUCUGCAAAAUCAUAUAUCCGAACUGGAACGGAAUAUAAAGGAACUGCGUUCUGAACUAGCCGAUACCCGUGCUCAAUUGGAGGCUCUCGAGUUGCAGACGAAUACAACAGAGAAAACACGAGGAAAUUCCGUAUUCAGCGAGGUUGAAGAUCGUCGCGUUCGAGCAGAAAAUCUGGUACUUCGUCAACGUCAAAUUAUUGACGAGCUACGGUUGCAAAUUAAAAAGAUCGAGGCGGAGUCGAAUCGGAAACUGGUAGAAACGGUUCGCAAAUUGGAAAUACGUUUUCGGGAACGCGACACAAAAUUUGUGGAUGAGUUGGUAGCUGAACGUGCCCGAUUGAUGACCGAGAACAAUCAAUUAUCGAGACGGAUACAACAAAUGGAAGAGCUACAGAAUAUUGGCGACUAUGGGGCUGAUAUCACUCUGUAUGUGUUGUAUGCUAAGGACUCAAAUCGGAGCCAUCCUGGGGUCACCCAGGUUCGGUUUAGAGCGAAUAGAAACUAA
Echinostoma caproni is the source of this 669-nucleotide messenger RNA. The record is from the annotation of a GenBank genome assembly. NCBI's taxonomy places the organism in Eukaryota, Metazoa, Platyhelminthes, Trematoda, Plagiorchiida, Echinostomatidae.